ACAACCUUCACGCCCAGCUCGCUAAGACCCUGCAACAGGUGGAGAGCCUGAAAGAAGCGAUGACGUCCACCAAGAUGGAAAAGAGAGCAGCUGAGGAGGAAGCAGGCCACGCCCACGAGCAGGUCCUCAGUUUGAUCCGGGAGUGUAACGCGCUGGAGGAACAGAUUCACCGCUUGACGAAGGAGAAGUGUCGUCUCCAGGAGCAGUUGUCGAGCCAGGAGAUGGACCUCACCAAGUCUCGCGACGACGCCCAGAACUGGACCAGCUGGCCCUUAAAACUGAGAGGGUGGUUGCCCUUGAGCAGCAGGUUAAGCUGGCAAAGCAAACGAACGAAGAGAGCCUGCAGGAGGAGACGCGGGCGCUAGAGAAGGAGGUGAGAUCUCUGAGGACACAGCUGAACGAAGCCCAGGCGGAGGCACGCAGGCUCAAGGCUCAAGUGACGGGCAGUGCUCUCGACGGACGGGGAUCGCGGGGUCAGAGGCUGGGAUGGACGUGGGACUGAACCAGACAGCAGCAGCGACCAGGUGUGAGGUGACGACGGCAGGCGGGGAGGCGACCCAGGCCAGGAGAGCACUGCUGGAGCGAGACACCCACGCCAGGG
This is a messenger RNA of Homarus americanus (American lobster), 601 nucleotides long. RefSeq names its product COP1-interactive protein 1-like. NCBI's taxonomy places the organism in Eukaryota, Metazoa, Arthropoda, Malacostraca, Decapoda, Nephropidae. The record is from RefSeq and is a predicted model, not a curated record.